AAUCAUGUCGGCCACAGAUUUUUAUGGCUGGGACUUGUUAUUCAAAACUAUUGCAACCCAAAUCAAUAAAAAGGAUGACUUGCUAAUUGCACUGGUGCACUUUGUGCUGACCAAAAAUUCACAGUUCCGCUGCAUUGGUUUGGGCGACGAUAAAACCCUAACCGAAGAGGAUGAAGAAUCUGGUUCGGAACUCUUGCCGGACAAUUGGAAUGAUGACGAGAAAAAUUAUGCAUUGCGUUAUGUACACAACAAACAAUUGUAUUUGCUGUUGGGUCUGCGUACUGAGGGUUCGUUGAUAAUUACUCUAAUGGAUGUCAAGUCGCACAAGGUAUCCAAUAUUUGUCUAAAUGCCGAAGAAUUAGUUAAGGAACUGAAAGGAAGUUUAACAAAAAUGAUACCAACAGCAUCACAGUUAACAGAUCGUUAUCGCAAGGAGUUAUUGGAACCGGUAUUUUUGGGUACCAGUCGUGAAGUGACUACCCAAACUGCAGCAUCUACAUCUAAUCCAGAUCAUGACCCAUUGCGUGUGGGCGAACCUCGUAGACCCUUUGGUGGCUCAGAUCCUGAUCCAUUGCGCAUUGGUGAACCCAGGCGGCCUUUUGGAGGCCCACCACCAUUUGGUUUUCCCGAAGUUGGACGUGGCGACUUGGAUCCCUUGGGUCGUGGUGGUCCCGGUAAUCUAUUCCCAUUCCCCUCGAAUCCUGAAUUUCGCAUUGGACCCAAUAAUGGACCACGUCCCCGUUUUGAUCCAUAUGGACCACCAGAACGUGGUAUAAGACCCAAUCCAAAUCCGGAUCAUUUCCCACCACCAGGAGGAUUUGGUGGCGAUUAUUAUAUGUGAGAAUUUUU
Musca vetustissima is the source of this 849-nucleotide messenger RNA. Its product is annotated as proteasome inhibitor PI31 subunit-like. NCBI's taxonomy places the organism in Eukaryota, Metazoa, Arthropoda, Insecta, Diptera, Muscidae. The record is from RefSeq and is a predicted model, not a curated record. Gene Ontology annotation, molecular function: endopeptidase inhibitor activity; proteasome binding. Gene Ontology annotation, biological process: proteasome-mediated ubiquitin-dependent protein catabolic process. The transcript has 4 exons. Bases 5 to 841 code for a protein of 278 amino acids.